Molecule: messenger RNA, 5762 nt
Organism: Cherax quadricarinatus
Lineage: Eukaryota; Metazoa; Arthropoda; Malacostraca; Decapoda; Parastacidae
Product: outer dense fiber protein 2
Source: RefSeq, a predicted model, not a curated record
UCGCUGAUCAUAAAAGAAAUAAAAAAUAUAUGUAUAAAAAUAUUAAUAAUGAUUGUGAAUGACCUUCAGUGGAUGUGUGGUAAGCCGAACCUUCCAUAAAACCCUGUGGCUGAGACAUAACUUGGAAGUAGUCAAGAUGUUACAGAACAGAAGGCUCCGUCGCUAUCAAAGGUUCUUAAAGACCUUGAGACGUCCACAAUCAAAUUUUUGUUCUUGUCCUUCUCACCUCCAUCCACGACCUUGGGUUCAUCCUCCAUGUCGCACAACCAGACCAUUUAAGGAAGAAGAUUCACUCUCCAGAAGAACCUGUUCCAGCCCAGAUCUUGUGGCAAACACUAGACAAUCCUUUAAAAUGGAUAAAACUCAGUCAAGAUGGGAAUCAGAUGAUCAACACCAUCAGAAUUCAUUACAACAUUUAUACAAUGAUGCUAGAAUUUUAAAAGAAGCCUUCAGAAAAAUACAUCAUGGAGAUCAUUUAUCAAAGGAUAUGUGUAACACUGUAAAAAAAUGGAGCAAGAAGGAGAUACCAAAUUCAAGGAACAAAGUAGAGAGAAACAGGAGAGAGAGACAAAAACUUGCUGAUCAUAGAGAACCUGCUGAAGAUGCAGACAAUAGGAGCUCAGCGCAGCUUGCCCAAGAGGAAGAAGCCCUCCGACAAGAACUCAGGAAUUUACGAGAGUUAACUCAGAGCAAUGCAUCGGUGGUGGAAGAAAAUAAAAGGCUCAUGAGAAAGGUUCAUCAGUUACAGCAACGUCUCAGGAGGCAGGAAACUGUACAGAAAGGCAGUGGUGGAACUGAAAAGAAUACUGAAAGUAGAGAUGAAUAUGUUAUUCUUGCUCUUAGAAAAAAAUAUGAAGAUUUGCUCCAGUAUGUCUUAAAGGUUGAGUCUGAAAACCAGAAGCUAAAGAGCCUAAUAGGAGUGUCUGGUGAGCAAGAAGACAUUUUUAAUUGCUCAGAUCAUGAGCAUGGGGAAUAUGGUCCAAGAGUCUUGGCUAGACUGCAUAAUGACCUUGAAGCACUGAAACAAGAGAUCCUAAAGAAGGAUGAAUAUAUUCUGGAGUGUGAGCAGCACUUACAGACUAUGAAGGAAAAUGUUGAUCGUCACAAUACCCUGAGAAAUCAAACUUCAGGUGCCAGGACGAUAGACACUUCAACACUGGAGGAAGAGUGGAUGAGGAGGCUGAACGAGACCCGGGACAUGUAUGAUCGAGCUAUUCAGGGCUACAAGGAUCAGCUUGGAGAGCUGCAAGAAAAGCUACUUAAUUCUGAAAAAAAUCAUGCUAAACAGGUUACAGAAUUAACCAGUAAGUUAGCUGAAGCACAAAGUGAAGUUAUAGCACCAAAGGCUAAUGAAGUGGAGAUAGAUGAAUCACAUAGGCCUAUUAAUAUAAAUGGGGACAAAGAAAAGGAUAAGAAAAAUGAAAAAGUUGAAAGGCAGAGAUCAGAAGAAACUGAAGAAUCUGACCAGUCAGGAUUUGAAGAAACUGAGAAACAAGAAAAAACAUCUGAGCCUAAAAGACCUGAUGACAAAGAGCACAGAAAAAAUGAUAAUACCAAAAGAAAUGGUGAAAAUGUUAGCAGACUUGAGAAAUCCAGCCAGUCUUCCAGUACAGCAAAAUCGCAGAAUAAAGACACUGAAACUACUUCAGAGACACCUGAAGUAAUAAGAUUUGAAAGGUAUAGUGAAUCUAUAGAGAAUUUAGUGAAGAGACUUGAAAGUUCAAGCUUGGGUCGAGAUGAAAUAGAAAACAUCACUUCUGUUAUAAAAGACACAGUUAGCGAGUGUUUAAAUGAGUGGAAGGGAAGUCUCCGGCAGGAACUGACUCAAGAAAAAGAUGAUACUGAUAAACUUAAGAAAGAAUAUGAGGACCUGCAAAAAAAAUUGAGAAGCAAGAACAAAAAAAUUGAGUCUUUACAGAAUCAAUGUAAGGAUUUUGAACAACAAAAUUUAAAACUUCAUCACCAGUAUUCUCAGCUUGAAUUAAGAAUGGAUGCAUCUCAAAUAACAGGCCAAUUGGAUGUGCUACAGGAGCUCCCAAAGAAAUUGCAAGAGACUGAACAAAGGUUGUUAGACACAAGGGAGUUAUUUCAACAAGCCCAAGGAGAAAAACAAGCAUUACAGGACCAGCUUCAUGUACUAGAAGAAAAAUUAAGCAAAAAGGAAACCAAACUCAAAAGCGAACGUGAGCAGUGUUCCAGUAGAGAAAAGGAAAUUAAAAAUCUUCGGGAAACUUCUUCCUCUCUGCAGCGCCAACUGGAGGAUGCAGCAAAGGAGGCAAGUCACCUGCAAGAACAAAUGUCUACCAAAGAUACAAUAUUAGAGCACACGUCAACUCAACUAGAGGAAAGAAUACGUGAGUGUGCUACCUUAUCCUCCCUUGUAGAUCACUAUAAAAUUCAACAAAAUCAAGAAUCAAAUCGGAUUCAGGCCCAGCUAUGUGAAAGGGAGAGUGCCUCUUAUCAACAGUACAUGGAGGCACAGGCUUUGGCUACACGUUGUCAGGCACAGCUCUCUGCUUUACGUUCUGAAAAGGAUCACAAUGAAAAAUCCCUCAGAAAUAAUGUUCGUAAGCUAGAGGAGCAAGUGGAUCAACUUCAGUUAAAGAACUCGACCCUUCAGAGGCAGCUAACCAUUAUCACUUCCACUUACCAUAACAUGUUUUCAAGUGUGGAUCUCAACCUGCCCAGUUCUCCUGGCCUAGGGAGCUCCGAUGCAAAAAAUCUAUGAAAAAAGCUUAAAAAAAAUUAUAGUUUUAGAGCUUGUGCUUAUUUAAUGAAUGUAAUAUAGUGAUUUGUAGACAGAUGGAUUGCUAGAUAGAACUAAAUAUGCUUUGUGUAAAUUACUAAAUGUAAAAAGAAAAACUUGUCUUUUUAGAGGAUCACCCAGCUUCAAUGGGAGACAGCCAGCGAAUUAAAAAAAAAAUUAUGAUAUAAUCUUAAUAAGAAAUGCCUCUGUCUUCCUUUCUUGUGUCACUCUGCCCUUGAGUCCUGUCUCUAUCAUAUAGAUAAAAGAAUUAAGGUAAUAUGUAUAGUAUUGUUUGUUUUUAAUUUUUUUUUUUUAAACAAGUCGGUCAUCUCCCACCGAGGCAGGGUGACCCAAAAAAAAAAAAAAAAUCCCAAAAAAGAAAAUACUUUCAUCAUCAUCAUUCAACUCUUUCAACUCACUCACACAUAAUCACUGUUUUUGCAGAGGUGCUCAGAACACAACAGCUUGGAAGCAUAUACCUAUAAAGAUACACAAACAUAUCCCUCCAAACUGCUAAUAUCCCGAACCCCUCUUUUAGAGUGCAGGCAUUGUACUUCCCAUUUCCAGGACUCAAGUCCGGCUAUAUAAAAAUAACCAGUUUCCCUGAAUCCCUUCACUAAAUAUUACCCUGCUCUCACCCCAACAGAUCGUCAGGUCCCAAAUAUCAUUCGUCUCCAUUCACUCCUAUCUAACACGCUCACGCACGCUUGCUGGAAGUCCAAGCCGCUCGCCCACAAAACCUCCUUUACCCCCUCCCUCCAACCUUUUCGAGGAUGACCUCUACCCCGCCUUCCUUCCCCUACAGAUUUAUACGCUCUCCAUGUCGUUCUACUUUGAUCCAUUCUCUCUAAAUGACCAAACCACCUCAACAACCCCUCUUCAGCCCUUUGACUAAUACUUUUAUUAACUCCACACCUCCUAAUUUCCACACACUGAAUUUUCUGCAUGAUAGUUACACCACACAUUGCCCUUAGACAGGACAUCUCCACUGCCUCCAACUGCCUCCUCGCUGCUGCAUUCACAACCCAAGCUUCACACCCAUAUAAGAGUGUUGGUACUACUAUACUUUAAUACAGUCCCUUCUUUGCCUCCAUAGAUAACGUUUUUUGUCUCCACAUAUACCUCAAUGCACCACUCACCUUUUUUACCUCAUCAAUUCUGUGAUUAACCUCAUCCUUCAUAAAUCCAUCCACUGACACAUCAACUCCCAAAUAUCUGAAAGCAUUCACUUCUUCCAUACUCCUCCCCAAUUUGAUAUCCAAUUUUUCUUUAUCUAAAUCAUUUGAUACCCUCAUCACCUUACUCUUUUCUAUGUUCACUUUCAACUUUCUACCUUUACACACACUCCCAAACUCAUACACUAACCUUUGCAAUUUUUCUUUAGAAUCUCCCAUGAGCACAGUAUCAUCAGCAAAAAGCAACUGUAUCAAUUCCCAUUUUGUAUUUGAUUCCCCAUAAUUUAAUCCCACCCCUCUCCUGAACACCCUAGCAUUUACUUCUUUUACAACCCCAUCUAUAAAUAUAUUAAACAACCAUGGUGACAUUACACAUCCCUGUCUAAGACCUACUUUUACUGGGAAGUAGUCUCCCUCUCCUCUACACACCCUAACCUGAGCCUCACUAUCCUCAUAAAAACUCUUUACAGCAUUUAGUAACUUACCACCUAUUCCAUGUACUUGGAACAUCUGCCACAUUGUUUCCCUAUCCACUCUAUCAUAUGCCUUUGUCAUAUGUCACUUAAAAUGCUCCCUCUCAAGAGAGGUUCCUUGAUGCUGAAGGCUCACUGGGGCAAGUAAUUGAAUCUGUUUGCCCCCUCCAUGGAUCUAACUUGAUUGCUUCCUACUCUCCAAGCAGUGCAUGAUCCUAAUGGAUUUAGUACUUCCCCUUAUACCUUUGAUGACCUUCCAGAGUUUUUCUACUCCUGGAGCCCAGCCAUGGGCUAGGCUCAUCUUGCAUUUACCUGGUCAACCAGGCUAUUGCUGCUGGUGGCCCACUGCCCCACAUAUCCAUCAGAGCCUAGUUGAUCUAUUUAAAAUGUCAAAAAUAUACUGUACAGUGCUGCUCAAGACAGGUAGAACUUACCAAGAUUAAUUCAAUGCAAUAAACUGCAGGCAGUAUUUGUUUAAUAAGAAAGUUACAUUCUGGAAAAAAAAAAGUAAAUUCUCAUUAAGUAAAGCAUGUAUUCCCACAGAGUUCCAUCACUUAAAUUAUGUUCUAAAUAGCAAAAUUUUCAGCCCCUAAAUACACAAAAAAAUAUAAAUGGUCAAAGUAUAAAAUGACAUAAUAGAUUUGAAGAAUUGUAACCACUCCAAUGGGCCACUGCCUGCUUCAUAACAAAUAUUAGCGAGUCUCUGAAUCUAGAUUAAUAAGAUAGAGAGAUAUAUAUGCCACCCUCAGCCCAUUAUUAUAAUCAAAAAGAAGCGCUAAGCCACAAGGACUAUACAGUACCCUCAGCCCAGCAAUCAGUGCAUCAUUAAUGUUUGCUAAACUAAAUUGUGCAUUCAGUUUAGCAAAUUUUUGUAAAGUGUAACUCAUUUCAUUAAGUCGCUACACCAUAAUAUAAAUUGCUUUAAAAUUUCACCAAUUUAUCUGAAGGUUUUAUUAAAGAAAUUUUGCAAUAAAAUAUUUAUCUAGUGCUUUGCUAUUUACUAUAUUUCCUUAACCCUUAAACUGUCCAAACGUAGAUCUGUGUUUUUUCGACAUUUGAAAGUAUGUAAAAAAAACAUAAUUUUUUUUUUUUUUUUAAUUUGAAAACGUGUAAAAAAAAACUUUGAUCUACCUUUUUUUUUUUUUUUAUAUUUGAAAAUAUGUAAAAAAAAACGUAGAUCUACUUUUGGAGCACUACGCAUGUGGACGUAAAUCUGUUUGGACAGUUUAAGGGUUAAAUUUUGAACAAAAUAUAAAGCAAUUAGACCAGUCCAUUUCAUUAAGCUGCACUGUUAUCAUAAUGGGAGGGAUAUUGUCAGUCACUGAACAGUUCAGUAAAACAAUUCUACAGCAACAUUACAGACCUUUC